Messenger RNA from Closterium sp. Naga37s-1, 1110 nucleotides. The record is from the annotation of a GenBank genome assembly. Lineage: Eukaryota; Viridiplantae; Streptophyta; Zygnematophyceae; Desmidiales; Closteriaceae.
AUGGCGAAAUACACCGCGCUUGUGGACGGCGGCAGCAGGCAACCACGCAUCGAUCAACACAGGGCGGCAUGCGACGAGGAUAAGCUGCGCGUCAUCGCCCUGCUAGACUCCUUGCUGUUCGUCAGCAAGUGUGACGCGCCCAUGGGACUGUGGGUGAAACUGGUGCGCUACCUGGCGGAGAAGGGUGUGAAGGGCUUCCCCAAGAAGGGUUACGGGACGUACUACACCACAGAGGCCCUUGCUGCGAAGGACGCUUCUGAAGAUAUCCCAGACUUCAAGAUUGUUGACAAGGUCAUCCGGAACGUGGCAGAGCAUCUCGGGCGUUCGGGGCCCUGGCACCAGCGCUUCCUCGACCUCCAGGAGGUGUUCACGUCGACGUCCCUUGAGCUGCAGGGCAUACAUGCCGUGCGGUGGCUUUCGCGGGGAGACGCCGUCCUUCGGUUUCUAGCCAUCUUGCCAGCCGUCAUUGUCAUGCUCAAGGAGUAUGACAAGAAAAUGUUUGCCAUUGUGUCGAGCUACCGUUUCCAUUUCCUCUUGAAUUUCAUCGCCGACGUGCUUGAGCAGCUCAACAUCCUCAACCGCGCGUUCCAGCACAAGGAGCUUGAUUAUGCUUCUCUCCAUGCACAGAUCAAGCAAACUACCUUCCACAUCGAGAGCCGCUACGUCGACUGUGGGGACGACUUCGGUGGAGGCAUGAGCGAGCGGCUCUCUCCAUUCCUGACGCAACAUGGGCCGGGAGGGACGAGGGAGAUGACAGUUGCCGGCAUCGACUCGGACGGAAGGCCGACGGAGUUCUCGUUCGUGCUUCACGAGGACCCAAUGGAGGAGUUCGGCGGGCGUGGAACUCACGACGGAUGCGUCGACGUCUGCACGGCGUUCGCAGAGAUGAUCGUCAGGAACAUCCACGGAAGGUUAGGCGACUUGGAGUCGCUGUCAGGGUCGAGACUGUUCACGCCUGACGCUUGGCCUCUGGACCGUGGCGAGCGUCACGCGCGGUGUGUCGAGUGGCUGGAGUCCUUGAUCACACUGUUCAAGGCUGAGAUGAACGACGACAUCUUGCCAGGUAAGCCAGUUAAUGAUGUAACUAGCGUCCAUGCACUGAUGACGUAA